UGAGGACUUAAAUCAGAUAAUGGCGCGCUAUGGCCGCAACUCGAUGCUAAGAGUAAUAGUAUUUCACCGAGGUACGGUAAUGCACGCCCUAGUUGAAACUAAGAGUCAAGAAAUUGCAGAUCAGGUUAAGAGAGAGCUAGACGGGCAGAACAUUUUUACUCAGUGCAACACUUUGCGAAUUCGCUACUCCUCAUUUCGUCAACUCCAUGUGAAUUAUAAUAACGAACGCUCGUGGGACUUCACCAAUGCUGGACUACCGACUGGUUAUCCUAGCAAAAACUAUCCACCAUUGACAGAGGAAACCCUACGCAAACACAUUCGGUCGACUUACUCUCGGCUGGGAAUGAAAUACUCCCAAAGGCCGAUCCGAGAGAAUACGGAAAUGCCAAUAGUCUUUGUAGUCAUCCACGCCGAUACACUGCUGUCUUGUAAUGAUUUGGCCGCACUGUUCGCUGUCUACGGUGAUGUCCGAACAGUGAAGGUCCUCCAGGAGCCACGACCAUGCGCUAUUGUGCAUCUAGCCGACUUUCAGCAGUGUGCGAGAGCAGUACGCUACCUGUCGGGUUUGGAGGUUCAUGGCCAUCUCCUUGAACUGAGUGUCAAUCGCCGAGACAAGAUCUUGCCGUCAUCA
Messenger RNA from Perkinsus marinus ATCC 50983, 631 nucleotides. RefSeq names its product neural polypyrimidine tract binding protein, putative. NCBI's taxonomy places the organism in Eukaryota, Perkinsozoa, Perkinsida, Perkinsidae. Gene Ontology annotation, cellular component: nucleus. The annotation marks the transcript as partial. Gene Ontology annotation, molecular function: mRNA binding. Gene Ontology annotation, biological process: regulation of RNA splicing. The transcript is spliced from 5 exons. The record is from RefSeq and is a predicted model, not a curated record.